GGUGAGUUCUGAAAAAUGAUGACGUGAAACGAUGAAGUCUCGCUGUGUUGUCACCAUCUGUUUGCACGGGAACAAAGUGCUUCAAAGCAAACAUCAUGAAAUAAACAGACGUGUCAAGUUUCGAAAAACGGCAAGGCUGCGUUGCACAAGGAUCCCAGACCCGAAGAUAUCCCGAUAACGUUUGCGAAACGUUAAACAGCGCUGUACUAUUUUACGUAAGUACGUACUGCGAAGUUUCUGCGUGAUUUGUGAAGAGUCUUGCGCAAUAUUGUACAUAAGUGCGCAAUAGUAGAGAGUCCCUCUGCGCGAGGAUGAACGUGGGCACGGCGCACAGUGAGGUCAAUCCAAACACGCGAGUGAUGAACAGCAGGGGUAUAUGGCUCUCGUAUGUGCUUGGCAUCGGCCUCCUGCACAUCAUAUUGCUCAGCAUACCGUUCGUCAGCGUUCCUGUGGUCUGGACGCUCACCAACCUCAUCCACAACUUGUGCAUGUAUAUCUUCCUGCACACGGUAAAAGGAACGCCGUUUGAGACUCCAGACCAAGGCAAGGCCCGGCUUCUGACCCACUGGGAACAGAUGGACUACGGGGUCCAGUUCACCGCCUCUCGAAAGUUUCUCACCAUCACCCCUAUUAUACUGUAUUUCCUGACCAGUUUCUAUACAAAGUAUGACAGGGUCCACUUUGUCAUCAACACCAUUUCCCUGCUCACUGUGCUUAUUCCCAAACUGCCUCAGUUCCACGGGGUCCGUCUCUUUGGAAUUAAUAAGUACUGACGAGGCUUUGAUCUUUAACACAAGAGGAUGUGUGGCCACUUACUCUCCGGGAAUAAAAAAGGGGGAAAUGUAGAGCUUCGUUGGAUGCUCUGCUGCUUUGCGGUCAAAGCGGCCGAACAGUCUGCUAUGGUAUCAUUUUUAUUGAUGUUUUUUGUAUGACAUUCAGUAGAUACAAACACGUUUGUAGAACCACCAGCAGAAUGAAGGUCAGGACGAAACAGACAGUGUUGGUUAAGAGUGUUAGGUACGCUAUUGGGAACCUUGUGUUAGAUUUCAGUCGAUUUGGCAGAAAUGCUGCAUUGAUGCAGUGAAUCAGAUGGGUCAAAAUAGGCUGAUUCUUAACUGAGUCAGCACGACCCAAUGUUCAGCACAAGGUGUUUAGAAAGAGAAAAAAGGUACUGUGUUUCUGAAGAAAGCGUACAAGGAUAUUUUUAGCACAGGUGCUAAAGACUGGCUUCCAUCGUAUAGUUGGACAGCAUCAUCAUCUCAACUUUUGCCAGACUUGUAUUUCAUGAUUUUAGAUUUUAAACAAAACUAGUUAAAUUUUAUAUAUGCACAAGCUAUUAAAAUAUUUUAUAUGUCAUUUUCAGGGCCCUAAAAGUCUCAAACCUCUGGCUCUUUUUAUAACAUGCAUUUAAUAUUGAGUAAUAAAAAAUAGCUAGUUGGCUGCAUGUAAACCCAUAGAAGAGUGGCUUCUGAUGGGAAGAACCGGUGCAAGGGAAUAUUGGAUUCAAUCUUUUUUUUUUUAUCCCUAGAAAGAAACUGUAGUUUAACUGUACAUAUGACCUUUGGACCGUGAUCUGUCUCUUUGGACUCUUGUGUACAACUCCUGAACUACAUGUGCAGGUCUGAGUGAGGAUAAAUUAAAUGUUAAUACACUUUGCCGAGGUACAGAAUAUUUCUGUGAAGCAUCAUCAUGUAAAUAAGAUGUGUAAGUGCAUUCGUUUCAGUGUGUGUCUCACAAAGGCAAUUUAAAGAAACCUAUCUGUCACAGCACAUACAGAUCUACAAACCUACAGAUUUUAGGUAGUUUAUGCAUUUUGCCUGUGAACAGCAGUAUGGACUGAUGACAGGCUCUGUGAUGUGAUCUUGCAUGACAGCACUAUAAUGAGCUUAAUGCCUAAUUAUUAAUAUAUUUCUUAAUUUUUGUACCAAAAAGUUAUGUUGGAAUGAUGUAUGGUCUGUGACUUACCCUGCGGACGUAUACCUAGAACUUACCAAGCAAGAUUCUCAAUAGGUUGCUUUUCUAAUACAGCAUUUCGUUUGUCAUAUUUAGUAGCAGUUUUAUUAUAUCAGUGUCUCAGUCAUGCUCAGUGUGGAGUAUUGUUUUAUCGCUGCCCUCUCUUCAGUUUGCGAUAACACAAUUGUGAAACAUAAUCCUGCAUACGUGGAGCAAUGCCUUAUCUAGCAGAUCACUUGACCUUGUUCUAUAUUUGUCCCUUAUAUUAGAUACGCUUGUUUAUUGUUGAUGUGAUCAGAAUUUGCAAUAAGACAUAUUAUUACAGAAAAUGUAUUUUGCAAAUCGCUUUAUUACAGUUGACGAUUACUUCAUAAUUGAUUUGUCGACGGGGUACAUUUCGCAGUUGUGUUUAAUGCAAUUGCACAUCAGCAUUGUGACAGGGCUGAUAUUAUGUGAAUUUUUUUUUACUUUUGAGCUUGUUCCUUCACCAGCAUGGCUUCAGUUCUCAUCCUUUGCAGAUGUUUUGUUUCUUGUUCGACUGGCUUCAUCAGUUGGAGUUAAUGGGACGUUCCCUGAAAUUACGUUUUGUCCCGUGUUGUACAUUUACACCGCUAUUCAAUCACGUUUAAUCUUUUGUUGCGAAGUUAAGCAUUGAGUCUUCAUAUUUUGGGAACUGUAGGAACAGCAGCCCCUGCUUUGAGAAUAUGUCGUGUUGUGGUAAUCUGAAGCGUUGCGUAGCGUGCUGUAUCUUAUCACCUGGCAGGAUGCUGAUAAUCAGGGUUCGUGCCGAGUGAUACCAGAGGCUUUCUUUCUGUUAUGGUCACGUACAAUGUCUUUCAGUUGCUGCAAAUUGUCAGUUGUAGUGCUGUUCUGCCAUCACUUGUUUGACAUUUUCUCCUGUUUACAUUCACACAGUUAUUGUGAAUGACAGUGACUCCAUUAGAAAUUCACUAGCUGCGCAAGGUUAAAUAGCAGGGAUAAUCUUAUCCUGUGACCGAUGAAGCGUAUUCAUCAGUUAAUGUGAAACAAUGCACAGUAAUGAAUGAACCCUACGUGGCUUUUUACCGCGAGCCAGAUGAAUUUAAAAUAGCCUAUGAAUUUAAAAUAGAUCAAGCCAGGAAACUGGCAUCGAUGUCCUAUAGUUUAAAGCAACAGUUCAGCCAAAAAUGUAAAUUCUGUCAUCAUUUUCUCACCCUGGAGUAGUUCCAAAUCUGAAUGGAUUCAUUUGUUCUGCCUAAAAACAAAGAUAUUUUUAAGAAAGUUUGUAACCUGACUGUUUUGGGUCACCAUUGACUUUUAUUAUUAUUAUUAUUAUUAUUAUUAUUAUUAUUAUUAUUAUUAUGGAAGUCAAUGGUGACCCAAAACAGCCUGGUUAUAAACUUCAAAGUAUCUUCCAGAACAAAUUAAUAAACACAGAUUUGGAACUACUCAAAUAUUGAGUUUUCAUUUUUUUGGGUGAACUAUUCCUUUAACGAACGAGGAAAAAGACAGCGAUGAUAUAAAGCAAGCACCACACCAGUAUUCCAGUGUGCAAUGUGAGCCAGGGCCGUGCUCUUGGGGUUGUUACCCAAAGCCAGCAACUUUUUAAACAUUGACUGGGUGAGAGUCCAUCAGAAUAGGCGAGAGUGAGGCCUCAUGUGUCAGUGUCAGUUCUCCAUUACUAGUUGCAGCCUGUGUAAGCUGUCUAUCACCUUGUCAACCCAUCUCUCCAUUCAGUCAGCACAUCCAUUCUCAAACGUCAGGUGUUUCCUUCCUUUUGCACACAUUCUACCGUGCUUUACCUGCUUUGUUGCACUAGCAUAAUUUCGUAUGACCACCCCUCCCCUCCCAGAUCGUAUGUGUUUCAUUAUUAAACAUUGUAUGCAAUGGUUUUAUAUUUAUUGUAUUACAACAUCAUCAGCCCUGAAAAGCCUGCACCUGCAGUGUGUAAUAGUAUCAAAUCAUAUUUGCACAAAGGGCUAUUGUCAACAGGACCAAGUCACACUGAAGCUGACUGUUCUUCACUUUUGAGAAUUUUUUUGUAGACAUUAAUUUGGUAUGCAGUAUUGUGGAUAUGUACACUACGUUUCAAAGGUUUGAAGGAUUGGUAAGGUUUUUUUUAAUGUUUGAAAAAAGGCUCAUAUGUUUACUAAAGCUGGAUUUAUUUGAUCAUAAAUACUGUAAAUGUCAUGUUACAAAUUAUUAUUAAAUAUUAUUACAAUUUAAAA
Molecule: messenger RNA, 4160 nt
Organism: Puntigrus tetrazona (Sumatra barb)
Lineage: Eukaryota; Metazoa; Chordata; Actinopteri; Cypriniformes; Cyprinidae
Gene: ormdl3
Product: ORMDL sphingolipid biosynthesis regulator 3
Exons: 4
Coding region: 312-773 (153 amino acids)
Biological process (GO): intracellular sphingolipid homeostasis; negative regulation of ceramide biosynthetic process; ceramide metabolic process
Cellular component (GO): endoplasmic reticulum membrane
Source: RefSeq, a predicted model, not a curated record